Molecule: messenger RNA, 1320 nt
Organism: Charadrius vociferus (killdeer)
Lineage: Eukaryota; Metazoa; Chordata; Aves; Charadriiformes; Charadriidae
Product: IQ motif and SEC7 domain-containing protein 3-like
Exons: 3
Coding region: 67-1320 (417 amino acids)
Biological process (GO): actin cytoskeleton organization; regulation of ARF protein signal transduction
Molecular function (GO): protein binding; guanyl-nucleotide exchange factor activity
Source: RefSeq, a predicted model, not a curated record
UCGUGUUCCCAUGCAGCUGCCUCCGAUUAUGAGCUCUCCCUUGACCUAAAGAAUAAACAGAUUGAAAUGUUAGAGCACAAAUACGGAGGUCACCUGGUAUCUCGAAGGGCAGCCUGCACCAUCCAGACUGCUUUCCGGCAGUACCAGCUCAGCAAGAACUUUGAGAAGAUCCGCAACUCACUGCUGGAGAGCCGCAUGCCACGCCGCAUCUCUCUGAGGAAAGUCCGGGUCCAGAACUCAGAGAGCUUCUCUGCUGAGAAAGCCCUGGUGGAGGGGUACAACUUUGUGGGCAUCCCAUUGGUGAGGUCCCCAUCUUUGCCAGCUACCAUCAGUGGAGCACUGACCGAGCUGGAGGACUCCUUCACGGAACAAGUUCAGUCACUGGCCAAGUCUAUUGAUGAUGCCCUCAGCACCUGGAGCCUGAAGACCAUGUGCUCACUGCAAGAUGGGGGCUCAUACCAGAUAAGGGAGACCUUCAGUGCCAGCUCAAUGCAGCCAAACCAAGACUUAGAAGCUGAGCUGCAGGACAAGGAAAAGGAGGAAGGGCUCCUGCCAGAUACCCUACCCAAGAGCAGCAGCACUCUCAUGAUGGCUUUUCGGGAUGUCACAGUCCAGAUCGACAACAAGAACAUCUCUGUCUCAUCAUCUACCUCGGUGUCCAUGGCAAACUGCCUCAGCAGCAGUGCUCAGGCUGGGCUCUCUCAAGCUACCAAGGCUGAAGAAAGCCCAGGAGAAGGGGAGGGAGAAGCCAGUGAACCACCGACUGCCCCAGAAACCUUACCUGAGUCCAGAGCUCUCCAGAACAGCCACGCUCUCACCGAGGUGAAUGUCAGUACUAAUGGCACAGGAGACAGCAGUGCUGAGCCUGGGCAGAUGGCAGUGCAGAAGCUCCAGUUUGAUGCCAGCAAUGAGAUGGGGCAAAGCAAAGGCUCUGAGUCUGAGAAUGCAGAUAACUCAGAGCAGCUGAGCAGCAGCAGCACCUCUACUUCAGCCAAGUCAGCCUCAGAGGUGUCCUCAAAAGAAGCACUGCAGGCCAUGAUCCUCAGCCUCCCAAGGUACCACUGCGAGAAUCCAGCGAGCUGCAAGUCCCCCACGCUUUCCACAGACACCAUGAGGAAGCGCCUCUACCGCAUUGGGCUGAACCUCUUUAAUAUAAAUCCAGACAAAGGGAUCCAGUUCCUGAUCUCCCGAGGCUUCAUCCCGGACACCCCCAUUGGGGUGGCACACUUCCUGCUCCAGCGGAAGGGCCUCAGCCGCCAGAUGAUUGGGGAGUUCCUGGGCAACAGCAAGAAGCAGUUCAACAGGGACGUCCUGGAGUAA